GGAAGGCAGAACAACGAUGGAUUGUGCACUGUUGGGAGAUUUGUGCGUGAACUAAUACUACAACUUUUUGAAGCUGCUUGAAAUAGAAGCUGCUUUCAAAAUGGUAUUCUAGUUCCGAAAGUACCACACGCCCCAACAAACUUCAAAAAGUUGUACUCCACCAGAAGCAUUCCGCCAUGGAAAGUGUGGUUGACGAACUUUCCCUUCUAGAGAAGAAGAAUGAGUUGUGGCGGAAGGACUAUGACGAACGAGUGAAACGUAUGGAGCUUCACUACGAGCAAGACAUGGCCAAAAUCGACGAGGAGUUCAGAAAAGCUGUACGCAAAAUGGAAUUGGAAUUCAGCGCUAGGAAAGAAGCAGUGAUACGGCAAUAUAGUGGGAAUGCGGUCAGCAAAGGAAAGGUAAUAAAACCGAUUCCACAAAGUGACGACGCCCAGCCGCAAAAAGACUGCACUAGUGUAUCGAUUCCAGUAGGCUCUUCCGAACAAACCUCGCAAGCAAUGUUCUUGCUCAAAUCAGCUGUUUCACAAAACAUCGUCAUCGGUGAUCGGUCUCUCCAAAAGAAAGGAGAAAUCAUCAAAACAACACCAGCUGAUUCGUCAUCAGCGUACAAGCAGGGACAAAACACAAUGCCCUUUGCAACUAGAGUGAUACGGGUAGCCUGUCGAAAGCCACAUCCAACGAUGAAAGAGCAACACCGCUACCGCCGCCGCCGUCGUCGCCGCCACCGCCGCUGGAAGCAAGGCAAUCGUCAUCAGUCUAAAACGUUGCUGUUCGAUCCCGGUGGGUAUUGUACUGUAGCUAGCAGUGGAACGAGUCAACUCGACUUGCGCGUAUGUUCCACAAUUCACAUCCACGAUGGUAUGGUGCUGCCAUCUUCAGAAGGUUCAUGGCUUGUGUGCAACGUUUCCAAAUUUAUUUCGAAGUUUCGGAUAAAAAUUGUGCAGCAGAUGGGCUUCAGUUUGUUACCAGUUCCACGGGGGGGAAUGUUGCGAACAGUUCCUAUUCGUUAG
Aedes albopictus (Asian tiger mosquito) is the source of this 1013-nucleotide messenger RNA. RefSeq lists its product as uncharacterized. The record is from RefSeq and is a predicted model, not a curated record. NCBI's taxonomy places the organism in Eukaryota, Metazoa, Arthropoda, Insecta, Diptera, Culicidae. Bases 177 to 1013 code for a protein of 278 amino acids. The transcript is spliced from 2 exons.